Molecule: messenger RNA, 1235 nt
Organism: Synchiropus splendidus (mandarinfish)
Lineage: Eukaryota; Metazoa; Chordata; Actinopteri; Syngnathiformes; Callionymidae
Exons: 6
Coding region: 49-990 (313 amino acids)
Biological process (GO): protein transport
Cellular component (GO): plasma membrane; cytoplasm
Source: RefSeq, a predicted model, not a curated record
UAAGAGGACGCAUGUGAAGUCAGACAGCAGUGCACACCACUUGAUAACAUGGGUCCAGUGAAAGGCCUGAACAUUUUCUGGCGAGUCCUGAAUGCAGAAAAAACCAUUUCAGAAGGAGAUGUCUUGAUAGGAGCAGCUGUCUUCUACCUGAAAAGCGAGACAAAAGUGAAGAGCGUUUCAGUGAAAGUGAAAGGCGAGGCCAACGUAAAAUGGACGUUCUCAGACGUCACUUAUGUGGGAUAUCGAAGAUAUUUUAAAGACAAAGAAUAUCUCAUCGCACCGCAAAACAGAGCUAUUGAACUAGCCAAAGGGUUGUAUCGCCUCAAUUUCGUUCUGCGUAUCCCAGAAGGGGACUUUCCAUCCUCUUUUCGUGGAGAUUAUGGGAGCAUUGUUUAUGCAUUGGAAGUCAAAAUUUCCAGGACUUGGCUACGGACCUCCAGCAUCACAGCUGAGCUCUAUUUUCUGUCCAAGUCUUACGCCCUCUUGGGAGGAAUGAGGAGUCGUCAGAGCGAUUCUGUUGAUAAAACGGUGGGCAUCUUCUCUAAAGGUCAAGUCAACAUGAGAGUCACUGCUGACAAAAAAUGUUCUAAAGGUGAAGUGCUCUCCAUCGUUGCCCACAUCAGCAACAUGUCUUCCAAAAAAGUGACGCCCAAGUUUAAGUUAAUACAGACCACAACGUACAAGGUUAAAGACGAGACAAAUAUUGUCCCCCUUAUUGUCAGAAGUGCAACUGGAAACCCAGUCAAAUCAGGCACUGAAGCAAGUGUUGGUUGUCAACUCUCAGUUCCAGAUGAUAUUUCGUAUUCUAUCCACAACUGCUCCAUCCUCAGAGUUUGGCACACCAUCAAGGUGUCCUUGGACAUCAGCUUUGCAUUUGACCCAACUGUGCUCUUACCCCUGGACAUUAUCCCAGCAAAGUAUCUCUCUCCCCCAGAUGACAGUGAUGCUGGUCCUUCAGCUGCCCCUCCUGCAGCCCCUCACUUAGAGUGACAUCUAUGGACCAAGGCACCGCAAACAGAUGGACCGGAGAUGAACUUAAACAUGUCAGUAAAGCUUGUUAGACUGUGGUCUGUAUUGCUACCACACGCAACCUCACAAACACAACAAACAACAACACACAAAUGACAACAGUCAAAUGUACUGUACUGUACCACAUAUACUUGCACACUUGCACAGUAGCAGUUGCACCAUGCUGAUAACUAUUUUGAGACUGAAAUAAAAUGUGAAGAAAAUAA